Ooceraea biroi (clonal raider ant) is the source of this 2193-nucleotide messenger RNA. Its product is annotated as mitochondrial dicarboxylate carrier. Lineage: Eukaryota; Metazoa; Arthropoda; Insecta; Hymenoptera; Formicidae. The record is from RefSeq and is a predicted model, not a curated record. Gene Ontology annotation, biological process: transmembrane transport.
CACGACACGGUUUCCUCAGCCACGGAUGGCGAGAGUGAUAGCCUUACACGUGUUCAUCAGCUGAUGCGCCCGCGUCCGCGCCGCACCGCCCCACGUCGUCCGACGUCGCUUCUCCAGUGAUAGGCACAGCCCCAGCCUACUCGCGUCGGCCGUCGGUUGCAUCAGUCGCAAUCCAGCUGCUGUCCGGAGUGGAGCGUCGCCGAGAUCGCGUCGCGCUGAACAUCACCAUCCUUGUUUUCCUAUGAUGAAUUAUUUUUGAUGCCAAUAUUGAAGCUGCUAUUCUUACAUAAUGAACAGAACAUAUAUAAACAUCAUGUUUUAUUGAUAUAAUUGGAUAUAACUGGAGAAGAGUGCCACAGAUAUGUUCCUAACUUUUGCUUAAUACUAAAGCUAACAGUGGAAAAGAUAAUAAUCACAAUGGCUGACAAAAGCAAGAAAUUAUCGCGUUGGUACUUUGGUGGUGUUUCUUCUGCAGCUGCUGCGUGUGUAACUCAUCCUCUAGAUUUGUUAAAGGUUCACCUCCAAACACAACAAGAAGGCAAAAUAUCAAUAACACGCUCGACAGUUGCAAUUAUUAAGAAACAAGGAAUAUUAGCUCUAUAUAAUGGACUCAGUGCUUCCCUGCUUCGCCAACUUACAUACUCUACAAUAAGAUUUGGAGCAUAUGAGGUUGGCAAGCAAACGUUCGAGUCAUCUGGACAUUCGUUACCCUUUUACCAAAAAUUACUGUUAGCUGGUGUGUCUGGUGCCACGGGCGGCGUAUUCGGCACUCCUGCCGACGUAAUUAAUGUGCGCAUGCAGAACGAUAUCAAGUUGGCACCGGAACUGAGAAGGAACUAUAAGCACGCCUUGGAUGGACUGUUGCGUGUGAUCCAGAAAGAGGGAGUACGUCGGUUGUUCAGUGGAUGUUCUACCGCGACCUUAAGAGCGGUGUUGAUGACUAUCGGUCAGUUGAGUUUUUAUGACCAGAUCAAAAUGAUGUUAUUAGAGUCUGGCUACUUUCAGGAUAAUCCUUCGACGCACGUUUUAUCCAGCAUAUCGGCUGGCGCUAUCGCGACAACACUUACACAGCCUUUGGAUGUUCUGAAGACGAGGGCGAUGAAUGCGAAGCCUGGAGAAUUUAAAAGUCUGAUGGAGAUCUUCCUAUAUACUGCCAAACUCGGGCCACUAGCUUUUUUUAAAGGCUACGUACCUGCAUUUAUUCGGUUAGCACCGCAGACCAUCCUUACCUUUGUAUUCCUGGAACAGCUCAGAACCAAUUUCGGAUUCUAUCCAAAAUCUGUGAAACCAUCAUCAUAAACUGAUAGAUGUAAUUUGUACAAAACCAGCUCCAACCGACUUAAAGAAAUGGAUCCAUUACAACAUGAUGAAAUCUUCGUACAGGGUAUGAAUCAGUAGAAGUGCCAAAGCUCGUAAAUCUGAACAAAUGAUCACAUUUGUCCAACACAAACAAAUUCUAUGAUCCAAUUCUAUGAGACGCAUACGUGUAGUUCAAAUAUUAGGGUUUAAUUAAUUAGUAGAGAUUCGUCGUAAGAGAUAUAUAUCCAGAGAUACAAAAAUAUUUUAGUAAUGCAGAUUAUAUAUCUUACAUAUGUAUGUAUGUGUGUGUGUCUAUAUUAGGUUGAUGCAAAAAUAAUUGCGGUUUUUCCGAUCGAAGUUGAAUAAGGAAAACCGCAAUUAUUUUUGCACCAAUUCAAUAUGUAUAUAUUAUAUUCCAUCUGCGAUACAUUCCUCGUAGUAUUAAUUUCGAUGUGAAUUUAUGCUGGCAUAUACAAUUGUACAAAUUUAUACAUACAUUUAGUUACGCGACCUUUUACAUGCGCACACAUAAAGUGAUUUUUUUAGUACAAAAAAAAGGAUACAUAUUUACACGUAGAAGCUGAGCUUCGUAUAUUUCUUUAUUAAGGCCUGCAGCACUUAAAGCUGUACUUUAAGCAGUUGUUCCAUCCAUGCUACAUGUACAAUAAGUGGAAUUUUGCCAAUGAACUAUACAGUACAAUUCAUGAAAGAGCUUUAGAUGGACAACUGUACAACGAAAAUAUUUUGUUAACGAUUACCGAGACAUAACGCCUACAAAAAUAUAAUGUUAUUUUAAAAACACGAACAGUUUAUUAUAACAACAAUGCGAGAUACCUCAGUCGUAACGACGUGAUUAACAAUUUUCAAGUACCUGCAUACUUGCGAGAGCGAAAA